AAGAACUUUACUUUCCGAAGAAGGCAAACAGGUCAACUAUUGUUGGAAGUAGCCUGGCCUCUAUUUAUUUUCUUCAUAUUGAUUUCUGUACGACUCAACUAUCCACCCUAUGAACAACAUGAAUGCCACUUUCCAAACAAAGCCAUGCCAUCUGCAGGAACUCUCUCUUGGGUUCAGGGGAUUAUCUGCAAUGCCAAUAACCCUUGUUUCCGAUAUCCAACCCCUGGUGAAUCUCCUGGUGUUGUUGGAAACUUCGACAAGUCAAUUGUUUCACGUCUGUUCUCAGAUGCUCGGAGGCUCCUGUUAUAUAGCCAGAAAGACACCAGUAUGAAGGACACACAGAAACUUUUGGCAACUUUGCAGCAGCUGGGGACUUUCAACUUAAGCAUGAAGCUUCAGGAUUUCCUGGUGGACAACGAAACCUUCUCUGAAUUUUUGCAGCACAACCUUACCAUGUCCCAUCUAGCUGUGGAGGAGGUUCUGGACACUGAUAUCAAUCUCCACAAAAUAUUGCUUGAGGGCAUGCAAUUAGAGGCAGGAGUCAUAAGAAAUAAGAUUUUGUUCUUCUCUGACCCUUUUUUCCUUUCACCCUUUUGUUGCCACCCCUACCCCUUCUCCUCUCCGUGCCCAUUUCAGUUAUCCACCAUGAAGAGCUGGAGUGACAUGAGACAAGAGGUGAUGUUUCUAACCAAUGUGAACAGUAGCAGUUCCUCUACCCAGAUCUACCAAGCUGUGUCUCGAAUUGUGUGUGGUCACCCUGAGGGUGGAGGGUUGAAGAUCAAGUCCCUUAAUUGGUACGAGGACAACAACUACAAAGCCCUCUUUGGAGGAAAUAACACUGAAGAGGAGGUGACGAGCUUCUAUGAUAAUUCCACCACUCCUUAUUGCAAUGAUUUAAUGAAGAAUUUGGAAUCUAGUCCUCUUUCUCGAAUUAUUUGGAAGGCUCUAAAACCUCUGCUUGUUGGAAAGAUCUUAUAUACUCCUGACACACCAGCUACUAGAACACUCAUGUCUGAGGUGAAUAGAACCUUUCAGAAUCUGGGUGUAUUCCAUGACUUGGAAGGGAUGUGGGAAGAAAUCAGCCCCAAAAUCUGGACAUUCAUGGAAAACAGCCAGGAAAUGGACCUCAUCCGGACUCUGUUGGAUGAUAAAGUUAACAGCAGUCUUUGGGGACAGCACUUGGUUGGUUUAAACUGGACAACCUCAGAUAUUGCAGCCUUUUUAGCCAAGAACCCUGAAGAUGUCCAGUCAACCAAUGGUCCAGUGUAUACCUGGAGAGAUGCUUUUAAUGAGACCAAUUGGGCAAUCCAGACAAUAGCACGAUUUAUGGAGUGUGUUAACUUGGACAAACUUGAGCCAAUACCUACAGAAGUUCGACUGAUCAACAAGUCCAUGGAGUUAUUAGAUGAAAGGAAGUUCUGGGCUGGCAUAGUGUUCACCGGCAUUGCUCCUGGUAGUAUUGAACUGCCUCAUCAUGUCAAAUACAAGAUCCGGAUGGAUAUUGACAAUGUAGAAAGGACAAACAAAAUCAAGGAUGGGUACUGGGACCCUGGUCCUCGUGCUGAUCCAUUUGAAGACUUGCGCUAUGUCUGGGGAGGCUUCGCGUACUUGCAAGAUGUGGUGGAGCAGGCAAUCAUCCGAACAUUGACUGGCUCUGAAAAGAACACCGGCAUUUAUGUGCAACAGAUGCCUUAUCCUUGUUAUGUAGAUGAUAUAUUUCUGCGGGUGAUGAGCCGCUCAAUGCCUCUCUUCAUGACCUUGGCUUGGAUCUACUCUGUGGCGGUGAUCAUUAAGGGGAUCGUGUAUGAGAAAGAAGCCCGACUAAAGGAGACCAUGAGAAUGAUGGGUUUGGACAACGGCAUCCUCUGGUUUAGCUGGUUCAUUAGCAGCUUCAUCCCACUCCUUGUGAGUGCAGGGCUGCUGGUGUUAAUCCUGAAGCUAGGAAACUUGCUGCCCUACAGUGACCCCAGUGUGGUCUUCCUGUUCCUCACCGUCUUCGCUGUGGUGACCAUCUUGCAAUGCUUCUUGAUCAGCACACUCUUCUCUAGAGCCAACUUGGCUGCAGCCUGUGGUGGGAUCAUCUACUUUACACUCUACCUGCCCUAUGUCCUCUGUGUUGCUUGGCAGGACUAUGUGGGCUUCUCUCUGAAAAUCUUUGCUAGUCUUCUGUCUCCUGUAGCAUUUGGAUUUGGUUGUGAGUAUUUUGCCCUCUUUGAGGAGCAGGGCAUUGGAGUACAGUGGGACAACCUCUUUGAGAGCCCUCUCGAGGAAGAUGGCUUCAACCUCACCACCUCAAUCUCUGUGAUGCUGUUUGAUGCCUUCCUGUAUGGUGUGAUGACCUGGUAUAUUGAAUCGGUCUUUCCAGGUCAAUAUGGAAUUCCAAGACCCUGGUAUUUCCCUUUCACCAAGUCUUAUUGGUUUGGUGAGGAAAGUGAUGAAAAGAGUCAUACUGGUUCCAGGCAAAAAGGGACUUCAGAAAUCUGCAUGGAAGAAGAACCUAGCCACCUGCGUCUGGGGGUGUCUAUUCAGAACCUGGUAAAAGUUUAUCGGGAUGGCAUGAAGGUGGCAGUAGAUGGCCUUGCAUUGAAUUUCUAUGAAGGGCAGAUCACAUCUUUUCUGGGACAUAAUGGAGCCGGGAAAACUACCACCAUGUCCAUCUUGACUGGCUUGUUCCCCCCAACCUCAGGCACUGCCUACAUCCUUGGAAAAGAUAUUCGUUCAGAGCUGAGCACUAUACGGCAGAAUUUGGGGGUCUGUCCUCAGCAUAAUGUACUUUUUGACAUGCUAACAGUAGAAGAACACAUCUGGUUCUAUGCCCGUCUAAAAGGGCUGUCAGAAAAAAAUGUGAAGGAAGAGAUGCAGCAGAUGGUACUAGAUGUUGGUUUGCCACACAAACUGAAAACUAAAACAAGUCAGCUGUCUGGAGGAAUGCAAAGAAAGCUGUCUGUGGCUUUGGCCUUUGUUGGUGGAUCGAAGGUCGUCAUUUUAGAUGAACCGACAGCUGGGGUGGACCCUUACUCUCGCAGAGGGAUAUGGGAGCUGCUCCUGAAAUAUCGACAAGGUCGCACCAUCAUUCUGUCCACUCACCACAUGGAUGAGGCAGAUAUACUGGGGGAUAGGAUUGCCAUCAUUUCUCAUGGGAAGCUGUGUUGUGUUGGCUCCUCUCUCUUUUUGAAGAAUCAGCUGGGAACAGGGUACUACCUGACCCUGGUCAAGAAGGAUGUGGAUUCCUCCCUCAGUUCCUGUAGAAACAGUAGCAGUACGGUGUCUUACCUGAAAAAGGAGGACAGUGUUUCUCAGAGCAGUUCUGAUGCAGGCCUGGGCAGUGACCAUGAAAGUGACACCUUGACAAUAGAUGUUUCUGCUAUCUCCAACCUAAUUACGAAGCAUGUCUCAGAAGCUCGGCUGGUGGAGGAUAUUGGACACGAAUUAACCUACGUGCUGCCCUACGAAGCUGCCAAGGAAGGGGCAUUUGUAGAACUCUUCCAUGAAAUUGAUGAUCGACUCUCUGACCUGGGCAUUUCGAGUUAUGGAAUCUCAGAGACUACGCUGGAGGAGAUAUUUCUUAAAGUGGCUGAAGACAGUGGAGUAGAUGCAGAAACAUCAGAUGGAACCUUACCUGCAAGAAGGAACAGACGUGCCUUUGGAGACCGACAGAGCUGUCUGCGCCCAUUCACUGAAGAUGAUGCUUUUGAUCCCAAUGACUCAGAUGUGGAUCCAGAAUCUCGAGAGACAGAUCUACUCAGUGGCAUGGAUGGUAAAGGCUCCUAUCAGGUGAAGGGUUGGAAACUCACCCAACAGCAGUUUGUGGCCCUUUUGUGGAAGAGGUGGCUGAUUGCCAGGCGAAGCAGGAAGGGAUUUUUUGCUCAGAUUGUUCUGCCGGCAGUAUUUGUCUGCAUUGCCCUUGUCUUCAGUCUGAUUGUUCCUCCUUUUGGCAAGUACCCUAGUCUGGAACUACAACCAUGGAUGUACAGUGAGCAAUACACAUUUGUCAGCAAUGAUGCUCCUGAAGAUGCAGGCACUCAAAAACUCUUGGAUGCUCUGACCAAGAGCCCUGGUUUUGGCACCCGUUGUAUGGAAGGACAGUCAAACCCACAUAUUUCUUGUGAAGGAGGUGAGGAUAAAUGGACCACUGCUUCUGUCCCUGAGUCUGUGAUGGACAUCUUUCUGAAAGGGAACUGGACAAUGGAGAACCCUUCACCUGCCUGUGAGUGCAGUAAUGACAAGAUAAAGAAAAUGCUUCCCGUGUGUCCUGCAGGUGCAGGUGGAUUGCCUCCUCCCCAAAGAAAACAAAACACAUCUGAUAUCCUUCAGAACUUGACUGGAAGAAACAUAUCUGACUAUCUGGUGAAGACCUAUGUCCAGAUCAUAGCAAAAAGCUUAAAGAACAAGAUGUGGGUAAAUGAGUUUAGGUAUGGCGGCUUUUCGUUGGGUACCAGUAGCAUUCAUGGAUUGCCUCCGAGUAACGAAGUUAAUGCUGCUAUUGACCAAGUGAAGAAACUGUUCGAGCUGACAAAGGACAGUUCUGCAGAUCGAUUUCUCAACAGCUUAGGAAGCUUUAUGACAGGACUGGACACCAAAAAUAACGUCAAGGUGUGGUUCAAUAACAAGGGCUGGCAUGCCAUUGGCUCCUUCUUGAAUGUCAUCAAUAAUGCUAUCCUCAGAGCCAACCUGCCUGAGGGAGAGAACCCCAGCAACUAUGGCAUUACUGCUUUUAACCACCCUCUGAACCUGACCAAGCAGCAGCUCUCCGAAGUGGCUCUGAUGACUACUUCAGUAGAUGUCCUUGUCUCCAUCUGUGUGAUCUUUGCCAUGUCCUUUGUCCCAGCCAGCUUUGUGGUGUUCUUAAUCCAGGAGAGAGUCAGCAAAGCCAAACAUCUACAAUUCAUCAGUGGUGUAAAGCCAGUCAUCUACUGGCUUUCCAAUUUCGUCUGGGAUAUGUGCAACUAUGUGGUACCCGCCACCUUGGUGAUCAUCAUCUUCAUCUGCUUCCAGCAAAAGUCCUAUGUGUCCUCCACCAAUCUGCCUGUCCUGGCUCUUCUUCUCUUACUUUAUGGGUGGUCAAUAACCCCUCUCAUGUACCCAGCCUCCUUUGUGUUCAAGAUUCCCAGCACAGCAUAUGUGGUCCUCACUAGUGUGAACCUCUUCAUUGGGAUUAAUGGAAGUGUGGCCACUUUUGUCUUAGAACUCUUCACUAACAACAAAUUCAACAACAUUAAUGAUAUUUUGAAAUCUGUGUUCCUGAUAUUUCCUCACUUCUGUCUGGGUCGGGGGCUAAUUGACAUGGUGAAAAACCAGGCAAUGGCUGACGCACUAGAAAGGUUUGGUGAAAACCGUUUUGUGUCUCCACUCUCCUGGGACUUGGUGGGAAGGAACCUCUUUGCCAUGGCCGUGGAAGGAGUGGUCUUCUUCCUCAUCACAGUACUGAUCCAGUACAGGUUUUUCAUCAAGCCCAGACCUAUAAUUGCAAAACUUCCCCCUUUAAAUGAUGAGGAUGAAGAUGUGAAGAGGGAGAGGCAGAGGAUUUUGGAUGGUGGAGGACAGAAUGAUAUUCUAGAAAUCAAAGAACUAACCAAGGUAUAUAGAAGCAAGAGGAAACCUGCAGUUGACAGGAUCUGUGUUGGCAUCCCUCCUGGAGAGUGUUUUGGGCUUUUGGGAGUGAAUGGUGCUGGAAAAUCAUCAACUUUUAAGAUGCUAACUGGAGAUACUACUGUGACAAAAGGAGAUGCUUUUCUCAAUAAAAACAGUAUCUUGUCAGACAUCCAUGAAGUACAUCAGAACAUGGGCUAUUGCCCCCAGUUUGAUGCUAUCACUGAACUGUUGACAGGAAGAGAGCACGUGGAAUUCUUUGCACUCUUGAGAGGUGUCCCUGAGAAAGAAGUUGGCAAGGUUGGUGACUGGGCAAUCCGAAAACUGGGCCUUGUGAAAUAUGGAGAAAAGUAUGCUGGGAAUUACAGUGGUGGCAACAAGCGAAAACUUUCAACAGCUAUUGCUUUGAUUGGAGGCCCUCCAGUGGUGUUUUUGGAUGAACCAACCACUGGCAUGGAUCCCAAAGCCCGCCGGUUCUUAUGGAAUUGUGCCCUAAGUGUAAUCAAAGAGGGAAGGUCUGUGGUGCUUACCUCUCACAGCAUGGAAGAAUGUGAAGCUCUCUGUACCAGAAUGGCAAUCAUGGUCAAUGGGAGGUUCCGUUGUCUUGGCAGUGUCCAACACUUAAAGAACAGGUUUGGAGAUGGUUAUACAAUAGUCGUACGGAUAGCAGGCUCUAAUCCUGACCUGAAGCCUGUUCAGGAAUUCUUUGGCCUGGCCUUUCCAGGAAGCGUCCUCAAAGAGAAGCACCGCAACAUGCUGCAAUACCAGCUCCCAUCUUCCCUGUCUUCCCUAGCCAGGAUAUUCAGCAUCCUUUCCCAGAACAAAAAGAGAUUCCACAUAGAAGAUUAUUCUGUUUCUCAGACAACACUUGACCAAGUAUUUGUAAACUUUGCAAAGGACCAAAGUGACGAUGACCACUUAAAGGACCUGUCAUUACACAAAAACCAAACUGUUGUAGAUGUCGCAUUUCUCAAAUCUUUUCUGCAAGAUGAGAAAGUGAGAGAAAGCUAUGUCUAAGUUACCUCCUCUGAACUGAGAGAGGUUAAGGGACAGGAGGAACCAGAGGUCUUCCUUUGCAGGGAGUCAAACGUUCCAGGGGACGGGGCCAGAGGACUUCGUGGGAAGGAAACCAAACUGGACCCUGUGCUGAUAACUCUACAAUGCAAUGCAAUUCAAUGCAAUGAAGACAAAAAAUUCCAUUACAGGGGCAGUGCCUUUGUAUGUAGUGUUUGCCUUGUCGUACAGCUCUCAAGUGAAAAGACUUGAAUCUAGUUUAUAAUACAUUGUAACUAUGGGAAACCGUAGUAUGGAACCCAUUGGGUUUUAAAUCAUCCCUUUUUGUUCCUUUUAUAUUGUUACUAGGGUUGCAACAAUAAUUCAUUGAGUAAUCAUGGCCAGUGAUUAUUUAUUGAAAUUCUAAGGCAUGCACAUCCUUUUGUCAUUCAAUCCUGUCAUGCCAGGAGUAGGGUUUCCUGGUGAUACAUCCAUUGCUGGCAAUGAAUGCACCGAACCUGCUAGUGCCAAGACGUGACAAAUGGAAGCAUUGUGGCGUAUUGUAUGCUAUUUUUGUGAAGGGAAUGCCUCAGUGACUGCUCUGUAAUUAAGGGACUGCUGAAAAAUCAAGUCAACGGGCAACAGUGCGGGGCCCACAAAUCCCACCACCGAUGGCAAUGCACUGCUUUGAGGGUCCCUUUUGUGAGCUGCUGCAGGAGUGGCGGCAUGCCAAAUUGGACAGAUGGGCUUCUUAGUUCUGUUGCCACAGGAAAGUCUCUUGUCCUUCUUUCCUAUGACUCUUUUACAUGAGCCUAAUUCUAGUAAGGAGCCAAGAGUGAGGAGUCACAACUACAGGGAGACAAUGAAUGCAACAGAUUCCUUGACUGCAUGUUGCUAAUGCUAGAGCACAUGAGUAAAAAGAGACAGCAUGCGAACCUGCUGGCUAUUACUAUGUCCAUCGUUGCUCAGUUGUCCAAUAAAAGGUACCCUGUGUCUCAAGGUCAUUUUGUUCAACACAAAUGUAGUAUUAUUUCAGGCUUUGUGAAUUUCAACCAGAAUUGGGAGGGGGAAAAAAAAGAUGUCAUUUUAUUUUAACAAAAGGUAUUGUACUUUUAAUGUUUUCCGUGUUAUUUGAAUUUUAAGUACUUUAAAUGAUUUCUAAUUCAACCAGUUCUUGGUAGAACAAUGUAGUGUAUUAUAUAGUAUGGCUGCAUCACCUCAUAACCUGGGAUGUAUUUAUAGAUAUGUAACAGGACUAGUGAAAAGAAUAUGGUGUUUAAAACCUCACAACAGACUUAGAACUGAACUAUUUUAAGGUUGCUUGAAAUUGACUCCAUUUAAGACAUUGAAAACUUACUGCUGAAAGAGGCACAAAGUCUCGGCAGAUUUAAUGUGCUAUUUCACAUAACUGGUUUACAUAUGUUGGUGGAGAGGUAUGGAAUCAUAAAUGCAACAUAUCUUAUUGGUGUUCUUUGAGAAAACAAUCCACUGAACCCAGCCCACUUCUUAACACCCAUCACCAAGGAUCAUCAAAUGAAAGAUCUCAGAGAACAACAGCAUAGAAAUAGUUAAAGUGUCUUAAGACCAAUCAAAAAAUCAUUUGUUAUGGAGACAUUUGCUGACUUUCAAAGUACGCCUUGUUCACCUGCCACUACAGCACCCUUGAAACGAUUUGGCUUUGAAGAUGUUAGAAAACAUAUUUAUCCCAGAGAACCUUGUAGCCUAAUUUUUUUUCCUUCAUCAUUACUCUUACAACAUAAAAAAGGACAAAAUGUAUUUUUUAAAAAGUCUCUUAACUGGCCUGAAAAUAGUUUUAAAAAGAAUUAUCUGCUUAUCAUAAAUGUGUCCACAAGUAUUAGUUGAUGUUUAUAACUUUUGUAUUUUAAGUGGAUAAACACUUGGGAGUUUGAGUUGUGUGGAUAUUUUUGCUUUAAAAUAAUUUGGUUAUACUUCAUGUAGCAUGUUUGGAAACAAAGUCAAAAUAGGAGAGAACUACUGUGUAGUACAGCUGAAGUGCCUUUUUUCAUAACAAGUUCCAAUUUAAAAAAAUAAGAUUUUAAAAAUAAGUAUUUUAAAAAGAUGAUUCAGAUAAUUUCAGGCUAGUUUAUAUUUUUGUUUUAGAUAAAAUUUUUUUUAUCAUUAAAGGGGUUUAAUAUAGCAUUUCAUCAUUCAAAUGAUUGUUCCUAAGUUCAUUGAAAACAUGACUCUUUAAGUUAACAUCCCCUCUUCUCUUUAAAGGAGAUUCCAAUAAUCUUGGGUAAGAGAUCAGCACAUAGGAUAGUUUCUAUUGAUGUAGAUUUUCAAAAUUCAAAAUGAUUUAAUUCAGUUGGUUAUCUUCUUUGACUAUAAUCAUGAUCUAACCUUCCAAAUCUAUAAAUAAUGUCAUUGCUUUAUUUUCCCAGACUCCCUUAAUCAUAUAGAAGAGCACUGAACUAAAGCCCAUUUGAGAAGAAUAAUUUCAACUUUUCAAAACAACUAUUUUCUUUUCCAGGAAGAGUCAAUCUUGACAAAAAUUACACGAGAUAUAAUUUCAUCUGAUUGUGUUCUCUCUUUCAUCAUUCAAAAUAAGUAAAUAAGAGUCCCCCUUUUUUAUUUAUGAGACUCAAAUAUAGGAAAUUAAAAAACUCCAUUCUUAAAAUUUUAAAUGUUAAUUAUAUCAAUCCUGUGGAGAUUUAAGGUUGUGGGUUUUAAGCCUUCUUUAAAAUAUGCCUUGAAAGAUGUUUAUUACUCCUUCCUCUUGAAACCUUGGAAUUUUGUUAACUGUGAAUUUAAGAAGGAAUCUCUAGUUCAAUUGUUGAAAAACAACAAAUCCUUAAACUACUGUGUUUUAAGUAUACUGAGAGCUCUGCAGCUCUUGAAUAUUGUACAUCAUGCGUUCAUUGACCAUCAAUCAUUUACUUAAGGUAAUUUCUGUCUAUUUUUCCCUCUUAUACAUCAGGUAAAAUUUUUCCAAAGAGCCAUGUGUUGUGUGAUACUGCACCACUUUGAUAAUGAAAUAUUUGUUUGAACCCUUGUUACUAGAUGCUCUUUUAAAAAUUGUUGCAUCCCUUUUUAUAGUAUGUUAGUCUUUUACUAAGGAUUAGGUAUAUUCUUCCCACCUCCCACCUCGUGAUAAAGCUCUGUUUUUUGUGCUUUUUCAAUAUUGUUGGUCCUUCAUUCCAAGCAC
Gracilinanus agilis (Agile Gracile Mouse Opossum) is the source of this 9748-nucleotide messenger RNA. It is a transcript of the gene ABCA1, whose product is annotated as ATP binding cassette subfamily A member 1. The record is from RefSeq and is a predicted model, not a curated record. Bases 145 to 6606 code for a protein of 2153 amino acids. Gene Ontology annotation, biological process: lipid transport; transmembrane transport. NCBI's taxonomy places the organism in Eukaryota, Metazoa, Chordata, Mammalia, Didelphimorphia, Didelphidae. Gene Ontology annotation, cellular component: intracellular membrane-bounded organelle; membrane. The transcript has 48 exons. Gene Ontology annotation, molecular function: ABC-type transporter activity; ATP hydrolysis activity; lipid carrier activity.